AUGACAGUCACUCGAAGAAUAGGCGUCAAACGCGCUUUACCGGAUUACGCCACGAAGGCCUUCGAAACCGUGAAUUUCCAGCAUUUGUAUCGGAAAGUGGUUUUGUCAACUGAGGCUUCAAGCCCAAACCCUCCGGCGUCGGUAUCACCAGUUACGGAGAAAGCUGUAAUAUCUCACUAUAAUAAGGUGGACACGGCAAGCAAGAAGCCGGCUUACAGACACUAUCUUCUCACCGGUUCUCUGCUGCGUCAGAGCGUGGUAACCUGCCGGGACAGUGAGCUUUCUGGGAGCCGCUGUUCGGCAAGGGUGACGUGCUACUAUCAUGCAAAGAACUAUUCGCAAGACAAGCGACAGGAGAUGGUCGGCGAGAUGAUCGAUAAUCUCAUGUUUGAAUGUCAAAUCCUGAUGCUAAGGUUGCUGGCUGCACUUAUGGACCUCGGUGUUUUGGCUUUUCAGACUGGUGCCAGUCGAGGAAUCUUCGGCGGAACGAAAGAACCGGUUGGAGUCUAUGGCCUUAUGGGUAUCCGCAUUCGCGAAGGCACAGAGAGUUCCAAAUUCCGGAAGAGCGAGCCGCAGCGAGUGUUGGGGCUCAUCCGUAUCCCCCUGAUAAGAGCUUUCGUCGGAUCGACACUGCCACCAAUCCAUCUCCCUAGCAUGCCCCUCCUCAAGCUGACAGAGUCCUAUACUCGGGGAUGGCCGACCGCUGCGGGUGUGAUGGAUGUGGUUGUGCUACGGCUUCUGCUGACCCCACCUAGGAUUGGCUAUAUCUGUGACAUUCUUCACACGUACCAAGUUAAUCAGUGA
Molecule: messenger RNA, 804 nt
Organism: Suillus subaureus
Lineage: Eukaryota; Fungi; Basidiomycota; Agaricomycetes; Boletales; Suillaceae
Exons: 10
Coding region: 1-804 (267 amino acids)
Source: RefSeq, a predicted model, not a curated record